Messenger RNA from Lingula anatina, 2783 nucleotides. RefSeq names its product ras-related protein Rab-2. Gene Ontology annotation, molecular function: GTP binding; GTPase activity. NCBI's taxonomy places the organism in Eukaryota, Metazoa, Brachiopoda, Lingulata, Lingulida, Lingulidae. The record is from RefSeq and is a predicted model, not a curated record.
CAUGCGUGAUAGUGUUAAGUGACGUCAUCCACAGGAGAAACUUUGCGUUGAAGAUCUGUAGCAUUCCCAAAACAUUCACAAUGUCAUACGCAUAUCUAUUUAAAUAUAUUAUUAUCGGAGAUACAGGUGUAGGCAAAUCCUGUUUACUACUGCAGUUUACAGAUAAGAGAUUUCAACCGGUCCAUGACUUAACUAUAGGUGUAGAGUUUGGAGCUCGUAUGAUCACAAUUGAUGGCAAGCAGAUUAAAUUACAGAUCUGGGACACAGCUGGACAGGAGUCCUUUAGGUCCAUCACAAGAUCUUACUACCGGGGUGCAGCAGGGGCACUUUUAGUCUAUGACAUCACAAGGCGAGACACAUUCAACCACCUGACAACUUGGCUGGAAGAUGCCAGGCAGCACUCCAGCUCCAACAUGGUCAUCAUGUUGAUUGGAAACAAGAGUGACUUAGAAGCCAGAAGAGAUGUGAAGAAGGAAGAAGGAGAAGCAUUUGCCAGAGAGCAUGGUCUGAUCUUUAUGGAGACAUCAGCCAAGACAGCAGCCAAUGUAGAAGAGGCUUUUAUCAAUACUGCCAAAGCCAUCUACGAGAAGGUCCAGGAGGGUGUUCUCGAUAUUAACAAUGAGAGUAAUGGUAUCAAGCUAGGACCCCAGCAUUCCCCAUCAAGUCCGAGUGGAGCGCCAUCUGGAGGCAGUGGUGGAAACCAAGGCGGUGGCUGCUGUUAAGUGAAAAGAACUGAAGAUGUUUCGUUUUUCUAAAAGAUGUCAAAACUGUGACUGCAGUAAGCUGCCGUGCCCCUGAAUGUGCAGAACAACAGGCAUACAUUACAGUUGAUGGAGAAGCUGCAUAAGGGUUACUGUGAGGGCAUUCAGAACUAAGGAUGAAAGAAAAGAAAUUAUUGAUAAAAAUUUUUGGAAGACAUACCAGUUAUUACAGAUCAAAAUAUGAUGGAGGAAUGUAAAUUCUGGAUUUUGAAUAUUUCUUCUUACAACAAAAUGUCAGUUGUAAUGUGAGUUACAAUUGCUGAAGACAAUUUACCAUCCCCAACCCCCACUCCCAAAAGGAGGGUAUAGAAAAAGUUUAGAAAUAAUGACAAUUAAACAAAUUUUGAAUAAAAACCUCAUUUUAGAAAUACUAUCAACUGUAUAGUUAUGCCUAAAGCCACCUACUAGCGUUGGCCAAAGUUGCUCUUUAUAUGACAAAACAUUGCCAAGGAGAAGAUGAAGAAGAACUUACGUGCAAUCAUGGACGUGUAAAUUAUUUUUCAUUGCCACAUAAGAAGAAGAUUGUGAGGUUUAUCUUAAGCAUGUAUCUAGCUUUAUGUUAUAUGAUAAUAGUAACCCUUGUUGGUGGAACAUUCAUGGUACAUUCAUGGCUGGUAAUAUAAUAUGGUACUGCCCAGGAGCAGGUUUUGCUAAAUAACUUUAGUUUGUAAAAUUGGUCUAAACAUUUAAACCAUUUGGACAGUUAUUAGGCCUUCAAAGACUACUUUUAUUUCCAAAGACAGCUGGGUGGCUCACAAACUUAUUGGGUUGGUUGGUAAGUUGGGCUUGCUUGGGUUUGGAAUAUACGUGUAAAUAAAAGACCCAGCUACAAAUUCACAUUUUGGACUCCCUGUACCUUAAAUCUUGAGGAAACCCCUGAUCAAGAAAUAAAUAGUUUCAGUUUCGGAGUAAUACUUAUUUUAACAGACUACUGUGGAUUAAUAUUCAGCUGACCGGCACCUAGGACCAUAAAAACUUGACUGCUUACUUGAGGGAUUUAAAGGUAAACAAUUAGCGAGUUGUUGAGUACUUAUUCUGUUUAUUACUCAGAGCAGAAAAAAAGGAUGGCUAGAAAAGCCUAAAUUAGUGCUGUGAAUGUUCUCUCGUGCUCUCUCUUUUUUCUGUUAGAUGAAAAUAGAGAUCUUUUGUAGUAGCUUGUUGUUUCUUUGUAGAAUAAGAAAAUGAUGGAAAAGUAAAUUGAGAAGUUGAUGCUAUAAAUUGUAAUUGGAAUCACCCAAGAUAGCCCAUAGUCUCACAGCUUUGUGUGAAGUCGAGCAAGAUUUAGAGGACUUUGGAUGAGAGUGGGAGCAGUUAAAAUGGCAGAAUAGCAUGCAGUGUAACAGCUGAUCACAGCUGACAUGAUUCAUCCCAGGACAGGACCACCGCCACGUUUUAGGCUAUCUCGGUUGAUUUCUAUUUUGUGUCACGUGUAAAUGUGUCUCUCUUUCUCUUUCUCUCCCCCUCUCUCUUGCAGUAAAUGAAAUCCAAUUCUUUUCCUCUUUAUUGAAAUUAUUUGUGUGAGGUUUUGGCGAGGAGAAAAUUUUGAGUGUUAUCCAUUGCCAGUACUGUGUCCACUGCAAUGUAUGUAUUGCUCAGUGUUGAACGCAAAUUUUACUUACGUAGCAAAUGACUCUCUCUGUUUCUAUCUAAAGGUGCUUUGUUUAAGUCUUUAAAUAUCAGAUGACAUAGUGUACUAAAGCAUUUAAUAUUAACCAUCUUUGGCAAAUUACAUUUUGUAAUAUUAAACAAAUAUUUUGUAUUAUUGUCAAGUUAUCGACUCCCAGAUAAUUGCCAUGAAUAAUUAUAGGAAGAAUGUCAAGAUCUUUGCUUUCUUGGUAUUUUUGAGGCAAAUGAACAUAGCAAUGUAAAGUAACACUAAUAUGUAACAUUGUCCAAAGUCUGGUACUUUAUGUACAUUGGUGUUGUGUUCUUUAUGUUCUCUUCUAUGGUGUGUAUAGUAUUUUAUUGUAUAGGGUUGAUAUGCAGAAAAAAUGAAUUAAAACACAAUAAAAGUGAAAUGGC